GCAAACCAUAAAAAGCGUAAAAUAGGCUUCGCCUCCCUCCUCCAGUCCCCUGUUUGCCUUGAGAGAAACUUUGCCUUGCCUUGCCUUUGGGCUUUCUCUCGCUCAAAGUUUCUUCAGAUCUAAAAGAAAAUUUUGACGCUUUUUAUUCAUAUAUCUAACAGUAAUGACGUUCAAGUCACCUGCCGGUUACGGCUCCAGCACAACCACCACCACCACACAACCACCGCCCUCAUCGCCGACGUCCCUGACCUUCAUAUCACGCGCCACGCAAGCAACCCGAACUAUAAUAGCCACGCGCCGGCCAUGGACCGAGCUCGUCACCCCAAUAUCGGCCAUCUCCCUCCCAUACUCCUAUCAGGACGCCAUGUCGCGCAUCAGGCAGAACCUCUACUACUUCCGGGCCAACUACACCAUGGCCGUGCUCUUCGUCCUCUUCGUCAGCCUCCUCUGGCACCCGGUCUCCAUGAUCGUCUACCUCAUCGUCUUCGUCGCUUGGCUCUACUUCUACUUCGGUAGAGAAGCCCCGGUCGUCCUCUUCGGGCAGAGCUUGGACGACAGAGUCGUGCUCGCGGCGCUGGGCCUUUUUACUGUGAUCGCAUUGGUGUUGACCGAUGUGGGGUUGAACGUGUUGGUGGCUCUCAUUAUUGGGGUCGUGGUUGUCGGGUUGCACGCAGCGUUUCGGGGCAGGGAGGACUUGUUUCUUGACGAGGAGAGCGCUGUGGAAGGUGGGUUGGUCUCGGUUGUGGGGACUCAGCAGCCACUGAGGACCACGUAUACUCGGAUAUGAGUUCUUCUCUGUUGUCAUUCAUGAAUUUUUGACGGCAUCAAAGGUGGGAAUCGGCUUUUUGAGGUCUGAUUUCUGGUGGGUAUUGCGCUAAAAGACCGAUUUCACAGCAGUAAUUGGUUUUUUGGGGUUUGAUUUCUAGUGGGUAUUCCGGUAAUUGUCUUUCUAGGGGCACUUGUGGUGUUGUUUGUGAGGAGAUGGGGUUCUCUGGGCACUAUGGAGUUGAUUUAUAUAUGUUGAUAUUGGGGAACAGAUUGUACUAUUAUUGAUAUUGAUUUUGUGCUUGAGAGGACCUUUUCUCCAACUAGGUUCCUAAUUGUAUUGGAGUAUUUUGGUUUGAGAUAUGAUGACUUGAGUUUUGGUUGUUUCAGUCAGUUUCCGGUUAGUUAUUGACGCUGUUUCAGGCUACAAAGCGACGACAGAAUCAAGAUUAAAUGGGGUGUCUGCCGGUUUGCAGCAUCAAUAGGAAAGGUGAUUUCUUUGGUUUCGUGGGUUUAGUUGCUGGUUGUCAGUUUCUAAUGUAUCUUGAACUUGCAAAGUUAUGUUUGUCUAUAUACUCUUGCUAAAUGGAAUUAUCGUAAUGAUCAACCA
This is a messenger RNA of Corylus avellana, 1375 nucleotides long. RefSeq names its product prenylated RAB acceptor 1.E (gene PRA1.E). Gene Ontology annotation, cellular component: endoplasmic reticulum; Golgi apparatus. Gene Ontology annotation, biological process: vesicle-mediated transport. The record is from RefSeq and is a predicted model, not a curated record. NCBI's taxonomy places the organism in Eukaryota, Viridiplantae, Streptophyta, Magnoliopsida, Fagales, Betulaceae.